Canariomyces notabilis is the source of this 5685-nucleotide messenger RNA. Its product is annotated as acetyl-CoA synthetase-like protein. The transcript has 4 exons. Gene Ontology annotation, cellular component: cytosol. Lineage: Eukaryota; Fungi; Ascomycota; Sordariomycetes; Sordariales; Chaetomiaceae. The coding region runs from base 1 to 5685 and encodes 1894 amino acids. The record is from RefSeq and is a predicted model, not a curated record.
AUGGCCGCACUCAGUCCCGAAUUGCAGGACAAGCUGAAUGAGCUGGAGAGGGAGCUCCAGGAAGGCGACAUCACACAGAAAGGGUAUCAGAAGCGGCGUACCCAGAUCUUGUCUCAAUAUGGAUUCGAGGGCGUUGCCGAGCCCAGGUUGGGCGGGCUUAGGAUUCAUUCUGCAGACGACGACGACUCAUACAAGCUUGGGGACGAGGGACACCGUGCUGCCUCGCUUGCCGCCUUGAACGCGAAUUCGUCCGUCUCGCGAUCUCCCGACUCGCAGGGCUCGCCCGCGGACUACCAGCCUCAGUCGCCAUAUGCAAAUCUCGACGCGCAUCCUGCAUCUUUGCUCGCCCCGGGCGGUCCGAUGGCCGAACACCGCCCAAACAUACGCCAGCAUGACUCCCUCUUCCUCUCCACAACCCCGGCCAACGAGACCUCUACUCGAUCGGGGACCAUGGUAUCGACUGACUACGCCUUCAACCCCGAGCAACACGGGGAUUACAUGGACGAGCCGCAGCAGAACCCCUACGACAGCAGGACUGGGACCUUGCUAGAUUCGCAGGCCUAUUUUUCCGACUUCGCCGGGCAGCAGCAGGCUUACGACCAUGGGCCUGCCGGGGAGUACGGAGGCCCUCACAGAUACUCGGCCAGCGAUGCUUUCUCCCCUACCGCUGCCAUGGCGCCGCCAAUGCUUUCUGCAAGCGAUUUGCCUCCGCCGGAUGCGCUGCAGUUUUUGAUGCCCCUUGAGCCGCGCGAGGUCCCGUUCGCUAUCCAUGACACGCACGACGAGAACACUCUCAUGUCCAACUUUGACAACAUUGCAGCAGUGCUCAGACACCGUGGCCGCACCGCGGCGAAGCUUCCCGCCUACUGGGUGUUGGAUAGCAAGGGGAAGGAGAUUGCUUCCAUCACGUGGGACAAGCUUGCUGCAAGGGCGGAAAAGGUGGCUCAGGUAAUCCGGGACAAGAGUUCCCUGUACCGCGGGGACCGGGUUGCGCUCAUCUACCGGGACACCGAGAUCAUCGACUUUGCCAUAGCGUUGCUUGGCUGCUUUAUCGCCGGCGUGGUCGCUGUUCCCAUCAACGAGCUUCAGGACUACCAGAAGCUCAAUUUCAUCCUGACAUCCACGCAGGCCCACUUGGCCUUGACCACCGACAACAAUCUAAAGACCUUUCAGCGCGACAUUACGGCCCAAAAGCUCCACUGGCCCAAGGGAGUCGAGUGGUGGAAGACCAACGAGUUCGGCAGUUAUCACGCUAAGAAGAAGGAUGACGUGCCCCCCUUGUCGGUCCCCGAUCUUGCCUACAUCGAGUUCUCUCGAGCACCCACGGGCGACCUGCGAGGCGUAGUUCUCAGCCACCGAACCAUCAUGCACCAGCUCGCUUGUCUUAGCGCAAUUAUCUCGACGGUCCCCGGCAACGGACCCGCCGACACAUUCGACCGGAACUUGCGCGACAAGAACGGUCGUUUGAUAGGCGGCAAGGCGGGCAGCGAGAUCCUGCUCUCUUACCUGGAUGCGCGUCAGGGCAUUGGCAUGAUUCUCGGCAUCCUCCUUACCGUGUAUGGCGGACACACCACAGUCUGGAUGGAAAACAAGGCGGUGGAGGUUCCCGGCCUCUAUGCCCACUUAAUCACAAAGUACAAGCCUACGCUGAUGGUUGCCGACUAUCCUGGCCUCAAGCGGGCCGCAUACAACUAUCAGGCCGACCCUAUGGCGACGAGGAACUUCAAGAAGGGCAUGGAGCCAAACUUUCAAACGGUUAAAUUGUGCUUAAUUGACACCCUCACGGUUGACAGCGAAUUCAAUGAGCUGCUCGCCGACCGCUGGUUCCGCCCCCUCCGUAACAAACGGCCCAGGGAAGUUGUGGCGCCCAUGCUGUGUCUUCCUGAGCACGGCGGCAUGGUGAUUAGCGUUCGGGACUGGCUGGGUGGUGAAGAGCGAAUGGGCUGCCCUUUGAAACUCGAGACGGACCUGGAUGAGGAUUCUUCCGAGGACGAAAAGGAGGAGGAGAAACCAGCACCCCCAAACGGAUUCUCCACUCUGCUUGGGCAAGCGACAACGACAAGGACAGAAGAGCGUUCCAACAAUGAGUUGGGCGAAGUGCUUCUCGACAGGGAAGCCCUAAAGACUAACGAGGUGGUCGUUGUUGCCAUCGGAGAAGAGGCCAGUAAGCGAGCGGCGAGCGAGCCUGGAACUGUCCGCGUCGGUGCGUUUGGAUAUCCCAUCCCUGAUGCGACGCUUGCCGUGGUGGAUCCGGAGAACGGUCUCCUGGCUUCACCUAAUGCCGUGGGCGAAAUCUGGGUUGACUCUCCUUCCUUGUCGGGCGGUUUCUGGGCCUUGCCCAAGCACACGGAGCAGAUCUUCCACGCUCGGCCAUACAAAUUCGAGCCCGGCAAUCCAACACCGACGCCGGUCGAGCCCGAGUUCCUUCGAACCGGCCUUCUAGGCACCGUUAUCGAAGGCAAGGUUUAUGUUCUCGGUCUAUACGAGGACCGCAUCAGACAGAAGGUGGAAUGGGUCGAACAUGGCGGCAGUGAGGGCGCCGAGUAUCGCUACUUCUUCGUCCAGCAUAUUGUAGUGAGCAUCAUGAAGAACGUGCCCAAGAUCUUUGACUGCUCCGCCUUUGACGUCUUCGUCAAUGAGGAACACCUACCUGUGGUGGUGCUCGAGUCUCAGGCGGCGUCGACAGCCCCGGCCACAAACGGUGGGCCGCCCCGACAGCUGGAUACUGCCUUGCUCGAUUCGUUAGCCGAGAGGUGCAUGGAUGUGCUGAUGCAGGAGCACAAUCUCCGUGUCUACUGCGUCAUGAUCACAGCGCCCAACGCGCUGCCGAGAGUGCACAGGAAUGGACGCCGGGAGAUUGGAAAUAUGCUGUGCAGGAGGGAGUUUGAUCUGGGGAGCCUUCCAUGUGUUCACGUCAAGUUCGCAGUGGAGCACGCUGUGCUCAACCUACCUGUGGGCAUUGACCCGGUAGGCGGCAUCUGGUCUCCGAUGGCAUCCGAUUCUCGGGCUGAGGUCCUCUCUCCUGCGGAUAAACAGUAUUCAGGUAUUGACCGCAGGGAGGUGGUUAUUGAUGACAGGACGUCGACGCCGCUGAACAACUUCUCAAGCAUCACCGACCUGAUCCAAUGGCGAGUAGCUAGGCAACCGGAGGAGCUGGCUUUCUGCACCAUUGACGGUCGCGGCAAGGAGGGCAAGGGCGUAACCUGGAAGAAGUUUGACUUGAAGGUCGCUGCCGUUGCCGUCUAUCUCAGGAACAAAGUGAAGCUCCGAGCCGGCGACCACGUCAUCCUCAUGUACACGCAUUCUGAAGAAUUCAUCUUCGCGGUCCACGCCUGCAUCAAUCUUGGCGUCAUCGUCAUUCCCGUCGCGCCCAUGGACCAAAACCGCCUAUCGGAGGAUGUGCCAGCCUUCUUGCACCUCUUGUCGGACUUUAGGGUGAGAGCUGUCCUGGUAAACCAGGACGUGGACCAUCUCCUAAAGAUGAAAACGGUAGCCCAGCACAUCAAACAAACCGCCCAGGUGCUCAAAGUCUCGAUUCCAAGCGUGUACAAUACAACCAAGCCGCCGAAGCAAAGCAGUGGGUUGCGAGAUCUCGGCAUCACCAUGGACCCCGUCUGGGUCCAGCCGGGGCAUCCGGUUGUCAUCUGGACGUACUGGACGCCUGACCAGCGGCGAGUUGCAGUCCAGCUCGGCCAUGACACCAUCCUGGGCAUGUGCAAGGUGCAAAAGGAAACGUGCCAAAUGACGAGCUCGCGGCCCGUGCUGGGGUGUGUGAGGAGUACGACUGGCUUGGGCUUUAUCCACACGUGUCUGAUGGGAAUCUACAUCGGCACGCCUACGUAUCUCCUCUCGCCGGUCGAGUUUGCUCAGAAUCCAGCCUCCCUCUUCUUGAUACUAUCCCGAUACAAGAUCAAGGACACGUACGCAACCCCUCAGAUGCUGGACCACGCCAUGAACUUGAUGCCCGGAAAGGGCUUCACGCUGCACGAGCUGAAGAACAUGAUGAUCUCGGCUGAAGGACGGCCCCGGGUCGACGUCUUCCAAAAGGUUCGCAUGCACUUUGCGGCGACGGGCCUCGACCGGACCGCCAUCAACACGGUCUACUCGCACGUCUUGAACCCCAUGAUUGCAUCGCGCUCCUACAUGUGCAUCGAGCCCAUUGAAUUAUGGCUCGACGCCAAGGCCCUACGACGAGGCCUCAUCUACGUGACGGAUCCGGAGAGAGAUCCAAAAGCACUCCUGGUUCAGGACUCGGGCAUGGUACCUGUGUCUACGCAGAUUGCCAUUGUCAACCCGGAAAGCCGGAUGCUGUGCAACGAAGGCGAGUACGGAGAGAUCUGGGUCGACUCGGAAGCGUGCGUCAAGGCGUUUUAUGGGUCGAAGGAUCCGUUCGAUGCGGAGCGGUUUGAUGGGCGGACGGUCGAGGAUCCGAGCAUUCGCUAUGUCCGCACCGGAGAUCUCGGGUUCCUCCAUAGCGUGAGGAGGCCGAUAGGGCCGGGGGGUGCGCUGGUUGAUAUGCAGGUCUUGUUUGUCCUGGGAAGUAUUGGGGAGACGUUUGAGAUUAAUGGGCUGAGUCAUUUCCCCAUGGAUCUCGAGGCGUCGGUUGAGCGUUGUCAUCGCAACAUUGUCCCGGGUGGUUGUGCUAUCUUCCAAGCUGGUGGCCUCGUUGUUGUGCUGGUCGAGGUUGCACGCAAAGCAUACCUCGCCUCCAUGGUGCCCGUCAUUGUUAACGCCAUUCUCAACGAGCAUCAGAUUAUAGCCGACAUUGUGGCCUUCGUGAACAAGGGCGACUUCCCGCGUAGCCGGCUAGGGGAGAAACAGCGUGGGAAGAUCCUUGCGGGGUGGGUUAGCCGCAAGAUGCGCACCAUGGCCCAGUUCGCCAUCAAAGAUAUGGACCGGGAGGCACGCGAAGCGCUGGGCGGCAUACCGGCUGCGUCGACUGGAGAUCAGGGCAGCGCGGGACACGACGGCCUUUCUUCGUCUGACUACCAUCGUGGCAGCCUCGGCAGUUUCCGCAGCUCAAGUGGCCAAGGAGUCCCAGUCGGAACUGCGCAUGGAAGCGGGGGGACAAGCUCCCUGAGAAAUGUUGAGCCCGCGCCACAGACCUUGGAACACCACGAGUGGGAUCAUCAGCAACAGCACAAGCAACAACAAGAUAUGCACAUCAACCUCCCAGGCGUGAUACCGGCCCAGCCAACAGUAACACCCUAUCUUCAACAACAAGAACAGCACCAGCACCAGCAACAGCAACCACUAGGCCCGGUGGAGAUGCCGGCGGACGACCGGGAAGUUGGUGGUGCGGUAGACAACGACCAGACGCCAACCAAGAACCGCCCGCAGCCGCAGCAGCAACACUUUGAUCCGCAUGCCUUUGAGCUGCCGGAUUUUGAGCAGUUUGGGCUGCGGGAGGAUGGCAGUGAAAAUAAUAACAACAACACUACCACGGGGGCGGCGGCGGAGAGCAAACAACAGGCGCCGCCGCCGCAGAUCCGGCUGCCGGGCGUCGACGGCAGGGAGUCGCUGGAUGACUGGAACCUGCCGUUCCGGCCGGGGAGCGGUACGGGUAGCGGUGGUGAUCAAGGGAAGACGCGGACUGGGGGGAAUGAUGAUGAUGGUGAUGAGGAUGAUUGGACUAGGGAUGCGUACAUGUCUAUGAACCUGGCUGGGACGCUGGGGGGUAAUUGA